AUGGCCAUCGACAUGGCAAGCAAGUACCACUCUCUGCAUCUCCCUACUCACCAUGGGGAUUGGAGCUUAUGGGAUCGCAUAUACGACCAGCUAACUCUCGAUGACUGUGUUGGUCUCCUUGUUAUCCUGGUAGUUACCAUUGCGUAUCUUUCCCAUGGCUACCUCUGGGACAAGCCAGAUCCGUAUCACCAUCUCUGGUUUGAAAAACCUCAAGCACGCUCCAUGGUGAACAAUCUACCGGCGCAGACGCGGAAUAUUGCUACCAAGUUGGAAGAGAGGAAGAAGGAAAUGGUCAUCUUCUGGGGCUCCCAGUCUGGCACGGCGGAAAGUCUGGCUGCGCGACUGUCGAGAGAAGUGAAUCGGCGGUUUGGCAUCGAGAGCCUUCUCGCCGACUUGUCGGACUACGAUGCUGCCUCCAUCACCGACAUCCCUGUGACAAAAAUAGCGGUUUUUAUUCUUUCGACGUAUGGGGAAGGGGAUCCUCCGGAUAAUGCCAACGAGUUAUGGUCUUGGGUCACGACGCAGAAAGAUGUGAAAUUAAAUGAUUUACGGUAUGCUGCAUUCGGUCUCGGAAACAGCAAUUACAAUGCUUUCAACCGCGCCAUCGACAUCGUGACCAAGUCCCUGGAUGGCUUCGGUGCUCGGGCGCUUCUGCCUGUCGGCAAGGCCGACGAUGCGAAGGGGUCGACCGUGGAGGACUUCUUGGCCUGGCAGGACGAACUGUUUGGCAUGCUGAAGACGACACUAGGCUAUCGUGAGCAGAAUGUGGGCUACCAACCGACGCUUUCUGCAGUUUAUAAUGAUUCAGUGAACCCUGCAGACAUCCACCGGGGCAUCCCUGUUGACCCCCGAGAAAGGAAGAAGGCAAGGGGUGGCCGUUUGAAAGUCUAUGCACUCCCUCUUACAGAAGGCCGUGAACUGUUCUCCGGAUCUGAACGCAGCUGUCUCCAUCUUGAGUUUGAUCUGAGCCAGCAUGCACGGUUGAAAUACAAGACCGGAGACCAUCUUGCCGUGUGGCCGCAGAAUCCUGUUCAAGAAGUCAACCGUCUCCUGCAUAUGCUAGGGCUACAAUCCCAGAGGAGUGUGCCUGUUUCAAUCGCCAUCACAGAGCCAGGCAUCGAAUUGAAAUAUCCAACCCCUACAACUCUAGACGCUCUAUUCGGGUAUUACAUGGAUAUCUGCGGGCCAAUGUCCCGGGAUUUGCUCCCUUCCCUCAUCCAGUUUGCCCCAUCCGAGUCCUCAGAGGCGCGUUUAGCACAGCUGUCUUCCGAUCCAGCCGCGUGGACCGAAUAUCUGUCUGAUAAACACAUCAACCUUGGCCGAUUGCUGGAGGAUCUAUCCGAAGAUGGACAAUCCUGGACCUCGAUCCCCCUAUCCUUCCUCUUGGAAUACAUCCCGCCGCUCAAGCCGCGAUAUUUCUCUAUUUCUUCGUCUGCCGUUGUGCAGCCUCGCCGUGUCUCGAUUACAGCGUUAGUAUCACACACACCGAUCAAUGGCAACAUUCAAAACCAGAUCCCGGGGCUGGCAACAACCUAUCUGGCGCGUUUAAAGGCGCAGUUGGCGGCACCUGGAGCCGCAUCUGACACUACCUCCGCGGUACAAAUCCUUCCACCGCAUCAUCUCCACGCUCAUAUCCAACGCUCGCCAUUUAAGCUACCUGCCAACGCUGCUGUUCCACUGAUUCUUGUGGCUUCUGGAACGGGAAUUGCUCCAUUACGGGCAUUCCUCGCCGAACGGAGUCGCCUCCAUCGUAUGGAUCGUCCGGUGGGACGGUGUCUGCUCUUCUACGGUGCCCGGAGCGCCCAGAACGAGUGGUUGUACAGGGAGGAGAUGGAGGAGGUUCGUCGGGAGCUUGGUCAGGGACUCUUCGAAAUCGAGACAGCCUUCUCCCGGGAUCCGGCCAAAGAUCCCGUCCGAAAAUGCUACGUCCAGGACCGGGUAAGAGAGCGAUUUGGAGAUAUAGCCACGACUUUGCUGAACGAGGGGGGGUAUCUUUAUGUUUGCGGGUCUGCGCGUAUGGCUCGGGGCCUUGGGAAGAUCAUGGAUGAGUGUUUCGCGGAGAAGAUGGCAUGGAGUAAGGAGCGUUACACUGAGUGGGCAGCACGGAUGAAGAGGGAGAGGAAGUGGCAGGAGGAUGUCUGGGGUUAG
Monascus purpureus is the source of this 2148-nucleotide messenger RNA. The record is from the annotation of a GenBank genome assembly. NCBI's taxonomy places the organism in Eukaryota, Fungi, Ascomycota, Eurotiomycetes, Eurotiales, Aspergillaceae.